Messenger RNA from Conger conger (European conger), 6772 nucleotides. RefSeq names its product NHS-like protein 2. The transcript is spliced from 4 exons. The coding region runs from base 635 to 3874 and encodes 1079 amino acids. Gene Ontology annotation, biological process: cell differentiation. Lineage: Eukaryota; Metazoa; Chordata; Actinopteri; Anguilliformes; Congridae. The record is from RefSeq and is a predicted model, not a curated record.
AAAAUUUUUGUUAAUAUUUUCAUUGCAACAUGUUUUGUCAUCCAAGACAAUUUCAGGAGGAUAAACAAAAAAUAAAUAAAUAAAUAUUAGAAUAGGCCCUGGUCCUUAUCUUUGUUGUGCAGGUAGCAGUUGAAAUUGUACUUCCCUCUAGGGUCUUUCAGCGCACUUAUCCCUGGUUAUGUAUGCACUUUGUCAUACGUCGCUCUGGAUAAGAGCAUCUGCCAAAUGCCAUUAAUGUAAUGUAAUGUAAUGUAAUGUAAAGAGCUGGCUAAACUCCUAUGAUGUCCAGGCUAGAUAAUGACAUCACAUAAAACUAUGGUUAAAACAAACUACAGGCAUACAUUCAUACCCUCUAUAUCCAGAAUCUAUUUUAAUACCUUGUUGCCAUGUGCAUGACUUGCAGCAGGUAAUCUAGUGGAGGCAGAAACACUGGGGGAUUUCAAGACUAGGCUUGAUAUAGUACUAGAUACUACUUAGUUAUUAGUUGUUAUGUUGUAUGUUAUGUUAUGUUAUGUUAUAUGUUAUAUGUUAUGUUAUGUUACCUUAUCUUAUCCUAUGGUAUGUUAUGUUAUAUGUUGUGUUGUGUUAUGUGUUAUUUUAUAUUAUACUAUGUUAAGUUAUAUUAUGUUAUCUUAUGGUAUGUUAUGUUAUAUGUUGUUGUGUUAUUAUGUUUUGGUAUGUUAUCUUAUGUUCUAUAUUAUGUUAUGCUAGGUUACAUUAUAUUAUGUUAUCUUAUGGUAUGUUAUGUUAUAGGUUGGCAUGUUGUGUUAUAUGUUGUGUUGUCUUAUGUUACGGUACAUUAUGUUAUCUUAUGGUAUGUUGUGUUGUGUUGUUAUGUUACGUUAUAUUAUGUCAUGGUGUGUUAUGUUAUAUGUUGUUUUAUGUUAUGUUACGUUAUAUUAUGUUACGGUGUGUUAUGUUAUGUGUUGUUUUGUGUUAUGUUAUGUUACGUUAUAUUAUGUUACGGUGUGUUAUGUUAUAUGUUGUUUUGUGUUAUGUUAUGUUAUGUUAUGUUACGUUAUAUUACGUUACAGUGUGUUAUGUUAUAUGUUGUUUUGUGUUAUGUUACGUUAUAUUAUGUUCCGGUGUUUUAUGUUAUAUGUUGUUUUGUGUUAUGUUACGUUAUGUUAUGUUAUGGUGUGUUAUGUUAUAUGUUGUUUUGUGUUAUGUUAUGUUACGUUAUAUUAUGUUCCGGUGUUUUAUGUUAUAUGUUGUUUUGUGUUAUGUUAUGUUACGUUAUAUUAUGUUACCUUAUGGUAUGUUAUGUUAUAUGUUAUGUUGUGUUGUUAUGCUAAUCUCUGUGCAGGGCUGUGAGGAUCAGGCUGCAUCGGUAGUGGUUUUUGAUCACGAAUCGGGUGAGCACCCCCGUGUGGGCCCCCCUGUCCCGGAGAAACCGCACUGGCUCCUGCGACCCAUCGCCCCAGCACACCUGCUGCUCACCGACGCAACAGGUGAGGCUGUGCAGAUAAAGGGAGCCCCCCACCCCAGGUUUUUAGCGCUGUCCUCGGACCCCGGCAGCCGGUGUUUACCCCUGAGGAAGACGCACAGCGACCUGCCCCACGGCGAGGCCCCGCCCACCAGCUCCACCUCAGAGCUGAUGGAGAACAUGGCUCUGAUGUGCUCCUCCUGGAACGGGCCGAGAGGCUCCACCUUCUGCCCCAACUGGGACAGCUCCUUCAGCCCCUACCUGCUGAACCCCGACCCCGUCACCGUGGCGAUCCCGCAGGUCCGCGGGGAGGGGAGGGGCCUGCGGAGCGAUGACACGCACUACCGUGACCGCUCCUUCUCCAUACCCGCCGACUCCGGUUCCUUCAGCCCGGGGGGGCGCAGCCGGGGGGGCGAAGGUCACGCGCUCUCCUACCCCAGCAGCGGCUCUGAGCAGGGCAGCAGCCCCGUCAGCACGUCCACCAGGGCGGCGACACCCAUGGCCUCUCUGACGGCGGGGCAGGGAAGGGAGUGCCACCGCAGCAUCUCCCUGAGGAAGCUGAAGAAGAAGCCCCUCCCCCCGGUGCGUAGCGUCUCUCUGGGGAAGACUGGACGGGGAGAGACGCCUGAGACCAGAGAUCAGGCCCGGCCCCGCAGCCUGUGUCUCCCCAGGGACCUAUGCAACUCUGUCCCUCCAGAUGUCAUUCUCAGCUCCAGGCCACGCCCCAGCCUGUCUGACACAGUCAGUGGGACGGAAUCUUCCCUCCCUAGCCAAUCAAAAUCCAGCAACCGUCACAGGUCCCCGUCUGGCUCCAGUACGGCAGAUGUCCCGCCCCCUCUGGAGGCGUCUAACACGCACGGCAGCUCGGAGUCGCUCCCCUCCCCCUUACCCUCCCCCCCCUCCCAAACCAGCCCCUCCCAGCUCUCCCCCGAGUUCACGCUUUCCCCCAUCAAACCGGCCCGGCUGCUGUCCCCGUCCAGCGGAUACUCCAGCCUGUCAGACACCCCCACCCCCACCGUGGUGCCCACCGCCGCCAUCAUGGGUCCCUCCCCGCUGGGCUGCAGGAUGCGGCCUAAAGUCCCGGAGAGGAAGUCGUCCCUGACCCCGGCCUCGGCGCGGGAGAGGGCCGCCCGCGUGAGGCUGUCCUGCGAGGUGCCCGUCUCCUCGCUCCAGGACCCGGCUGCCGGCAGGGCCAAGACCAAGGCCGCCCGCCGCCAUUCCGACUGCUCCUCGGUGGCCGUCGCCAUGGUGAAGCUGAGCCCCUGCCAGGGUGCCAUGCCCCUGGUGACGGAGACAGACCUGAGGAACGUGCGUCUGAGGUCCGUGGGGCUCCCCGAAAGUGAGGCCGGGGCGGAGGGCGGCCCGCAGGUCAUCCCGGAGGAGCAGGACCAGGCCCACAGCCCCGUCAGAACGCCCAACCUGAGGCCCAAACCUCCAAUCGCUGCCAAACCCGUCCUGCCCAAACGACCCCUCAGCCUGGUAUUGAGCCCUACCCCUGUAUCAGAGUCCCCGCCUGCUUCGCCCAAAGAGCGGCCCCGUCCCCUGCCCAAACGGCCCCUCAGCCUGCUGCUGAACCCCGGCCCCUGCCUCUCCCCCUCUCCCCUGGACCCGACUCCACACACGGCCCCCGACCGCCCCUCACCCCUGGGGAACAUCUACAAAGUUCUGAGGAAGCGGAAGUCUAAAAAGAGUCUGGCCCCAGCCCCUCCCGGCCCUGCAGCGGCCCAGGAGUGUGGCCAGCAGACACCGGCGCUCGACCCCCAGCGGGAGGCAGAGCGCCCGCCCUCCUCCAGCCACACCGAGACGCGUGACAGAACCAGGACGCUGCCCAGCAGGAAGACCGUUUCCUGUUUGGCUGAGCUGGACAGGAAGCAGAACAAGGUGCCCCCACCCGUGCCCAGGAAGCCCAGCGUCCUCCUCCUGCCUGUCAACGGUGUCUGCGGGGGCGUCGACGCGGAGCGAGCGCUCAAAGCUCACGCUGCUGAAGCGCAGCAGGACUCUGCUGGCCCCGCUAAGACAGACAGAGUCACGGGCGUGGAUCCGCGGGUGAAAGCACCUGAGUCAGGAAUAGACCUUUCACAGGAUGGGCCAGAAGAGGACUAUGAUGAUGUGUUUGUGACCUCCACCUCUCACACCACAGAGGACCUCUUCACCAUAAUUCACAGGUCAAAGCGAAAGGUCUUGGGACGCAAAGAACCAUUGGACCUGUUCGGCAGCCGACAGAGCCUGUCCUCAGUGGGGAAGACCGAGGCGGGGAGCGGCACGUCCCGCUCCAGCUCCCGAAAUGACAACUUCAUGGCCAUGCUGCAGAAGAGGAACGGGCGGAACGGGCCCUUGGGCCGGCCCACUGCUGCCGAGAUGCUGCAGAGCACCAAGCCGCUCGCCCACCGCUCUGCCGACUGCCCCCCGCCGUACCCCGAGAGCUCGGCCAAACCGCCGCAGCACUGACCCCCGCCAACGCGCCGGGCCCCUCCUCCCCCCGCGGUCUGUGUAGCCGUGCUUAUGGUGGUGCUGUGGCUGUGGCUUUGCUGUUCUCCUGAGGUUUUUUUUAUCUGUAAACAUCUUCUGUCUCCCAAGAAGUGAGUUUGUAUGUUUUUAAAUUGUUUUUAACAUUUUUAAAAAGCCUCUUGACUACGCUUUUCGUUGCUCUCGUAGUCAGAGGGACAGAACCAAGCGGGUCUGUUUUACAUUGAAAGGGAGGGGGUCAACAUCAGCUCAACCCGGAGAUCUGAGCACAAGGUUCCUGAAUAAAAACAGUGGGCCCCUGAAUCAGAAGAGUAGAAUAGUGGGCCCCUGAAUCAGAACAGUGGGCUUCCUGAAUCAGAACAGUGGGCUCCUGAAUCAGAACUGUGGGCCCUUGAAUCAGAAUAGUGGGCUCCUGAAUCAGAAUAGGAGAAUAGUUGGCCCCUGAAUUAGAACAGUGGGCUCCUGAAUCAGAACUGUGGGCUCCUGAAUCAGAAUAGUAGAAUAGUGGGUCCCUGAAUCAGAACAGUGGGCUCCUGAAUCAGAAUAGUAGAAUAGUGGGCUCCUGAAUCAGAACAGUGGGCUCCUGAAUCAGAACAGUGGGCUUCCUGAAUCAGAACAGUAGAAUAGCGGGCCCCUGAAUCAGAACAGUAGAAUAGUGGGCCCCUGAAUCAGAACAGUGGGCUCCUGAAUCAGAACAGUGGGCUUCCUGAAUCAGAACAGUAGAAUAGCGGGCCCCUGAAUCAGAACAGUAGAAUAGUGGGCCCCUGAAUCAGAACAGUGGGCUCCUGAAUCAGAACAGUAGAAUAGUGGGCCCCUGAAUCAGAACAGUGGGCUCCUGAAUCAGAACACAGUCUAAUUGAAUUGGAAUUCACAGCAAGCAUUGACACUGGUGCGCUGACCUGGGAAAAUUGAUAUGGGGAUACUCUGAAGGGAGGUUUCAGAUCCUGCCCAGGACUUCUCAGAAUUUCCACCAUAGUUAUUAAUGAAUGAAUGUAUAAAUAAUAAAGGGCAGCUAUAACUGUCUGUAUGGCACCUUAGGUAAUGCAGGGGUACAGAUGGAAACUCUUGUUGUGGUACCGUGGAGCUCCUCACUGGCUCAGAAGGAUGAUGAAACUUCAGAAAGGGGCUAUGGUUGUUCUUUAUCUGACAGUCAUUUGUCAGUGAUGCCCUGGUAGUUAAGAUGUAAUUUGUUUUUAGACACUCAGGUGCUUUUUCUACUCUCAGGUGACCAUAAAAUGUUUGGUGUGUAUAUAUUAAUAUAUAAUUUAGUCACAUAUAAAAAUUGCAUAUAUAUGAAACUGGGAACAGGAAUGCAAGAUCUCUGCAUGCUCUUCUGUACUCUCUCCAAGUCAAUCAAACUAAUAGUGCCGUGAUGGGACUGUUCUAUAUAAUAUAACUGGAAAUCCAAAAAGCAAAAAAUGUGGUUGUAAUAAUAAUAUUUUAUUCAUCUAGCACCUUUCUCAAACCCAAGGUCACAAAGAACAACAGAUUUUAAAAAAUGAGUUUUUCCAGGGAGGAAAGAAAUGAGAAGCAUACAAGAGCUGAAGAACAGAGACUGAACUCUAAACUGUUAUCUCACUACAGAUGUACAUGAAUGUGGCUAUAGACCAGGACUUGACUGAGACCUCAGUCAGUGUCCCUUGAUUGACCACAACUUCAUAGACUGCAGUAUGGAGGAUGGCAAGAUCGUAGAGCAGAAUAUCUGUGAACACAGUAUCUGUGGUUUGAUAUGCAGAGAUGAGUUUGUUUUUAGCAAAUAGAAUAUCUGUGACAGGAACAUAGGACCCUGGCGUGUCCUUCAGAAAGUGGAGUACAGUGUACAGUGGGUUGGAACCCUGGACUGGGUAUGUGAGACUGGCUCACUGUAGUCUCCUCUCCAUGCCCUGGUGCUGCAGAGUGGACCUCUGCCAACAGACUCUCCAUCCAGAGGCGUGUCCAACACACGCCUGCAACAUACGUCUGCUCUCCCCCCCCUCUCUCUCUCUCUGUCUCUCUAUCUCUCCCCCUCCCUCCCUCCCCAGAGGACUGUCCUCCAGCUUCGAUUCUGGAACUUCUCCCUUAAUGUUUUUUUCUUCUUUUUUUUCUUUUUUACAAGUAGCUCUCAACAGCCCAUUUUUAAAUCUUCAGAAUUAGCUGAGUAUACUACGUACAGUAUGUGAAGCAGUGUGUGGCUUUUGCUCGAAAUAUUUAGCAAAUGAAACUAAAAGCAGUGUUUGCUUGCCUUGUACUCUGGUUUAUAAUGCCUGAAUAUUCUACUUCCUUCAGAGUUGUUGGUGGGUGUUUAACUGUUAAUAAUUGAUUUUAUACUGUUCAGGCCAUUAUUGCUCUCCUGUUAACUAGUCUUUUGUAAGGCCCUGCAGAGAUGUUUGUGUAGAUGCUACUUUACAGGGUUACAGAUUCAGGGAGGUGCACCAUUAUACCCAAUAUCCUGGGUCUGUUUCCUGGGUUCAGGUAAUCUUGUUGAAGAACAGAGGUUGGUAUUUCGUUCAAAAGCAUUUAUUGUACUGGCAAACCUUUGGGAGAAGUUUAGAAGAUAGCAAGACAGCAUUGAUAGCAUUGGUAUCUUGGUUUUCAAAAGAGCCCUCAUCUGUUGCGCAGUAGAUGAUGAAGCUUGCCGUAGUGGAUUUUAGAGGGAGUCCGUUUUAGAGGGUGUAGCGUGCUGGCAUCUGUUUAAGAGGGUACCACUUACAGGAUGAAUACUAUCUUCAAUGGGAAGAUACAACUGGAGCUGAGUUUACACAGAAUGUUAAAGUAAGCAGAUAGACCAGAGAAUUCAGAGCUUAAACCCCAACACAGCUGCCUGUAAGCAGCUACUGUAUGUCUUGCCGAUGUAAUUAAAUUAUAUCGUAAAAAUAAAUUAUUUUUAAUGUUUAACUCUCA